Messenger RNA from Hemiscyllium ocellatum (epaulette shark), 372 nucleotides. Its product is annotated as gastrula zinc finger protein XlCGF49.1-like. Gene Ontology annotation, biological process: negative regulation of transcription by RNA polymerase II. The transcript has a single exon. Gene Ontology annotation, molecular function: DNA-binding transcription repressor activity, RNA polymerase II-specific. NCBI's taxonomy places the organism in Eukaryota, Metazoa, Chordata, Chondrichthyes, Orectolobiformes, Hemiscylliidae. The coding region runs from base 1 to 372 and encodes 123 amino acids. The record is from RefSeq and is a predicted model, not a curated record.
AUGCUCACUGAGCACGAGCUAUUUCACAUUGGAGGGCAGAAACCAUUCAGUUGCUUCGUGUGUGGGACGAGAUUCUCUCAGUUACUCGCCGUCCAGUCGCACCACCAUUUUCACACAAAGGAGAAUCCAUUUCGCUGCACUUCCUGUGGAAAGACGUUCAAGCAUUCGAUUGACCUCAAAGAACACCAGCACACCCACACUGGACAGAAACCGUUCACCUGCUCCGUGUGUGGGAAGCAAUUCCCUUGGUCAUCCCAACUGCUGACACAUCAGCAAGUUCACACUGUGGAGAGGCUGUUCACCUGCUCUGUGUGUGGGAUGGAAUUCACUCAGUCAUCCCAUCUGCAGAGACACCAACGAAUCCAUAAGUGA